AUGGCGUUGCUUUAUCCUUUGAAUCUUAGGACCGUGCAGUUCAUUUCUUCGCUGAGCAGCUGGCUACAGACAACAUUCAUCCACACAUCCAUGAUGGACUAUCAAAUCCUAGCAAAUUUCUUGAUGAAUCUGCUUGCUUACCCAGUCAAGGAGAUGUGCAAGAUCAUUGAUUCUUUUCCUACGGGAGCAGACGUCAUCGACAGGGCUUUCGCUGCGGUGAGCGUGUACUACAAUUACACAGGCAACCAGAAAUGCUUCCAUGUGGGGGGUGGCGAUGACCCUCAUGGCUUCGAAGGAUGGAGCUGGCAGGCCUCUACAGAGAUGGUCAUGCCAAUGACAGUGUCGAAUGAGCGUAUGUUCCCACCAUACAACUUUAGUUACGAGAAUAGUUCUGACAGCUGCCUCGUGGGCUAUGGAGUUCGUUCGAGAAUGGACUGGAUCACUUCUGAAUAUGGUGGCCAUAAAAUUGACAAGGUUCUCAAGAGGUUUGGGAGCAACAUCAUCUUCUCCAACGGGAUGCGAGACCCAUGGAGUGGAGGCGGGGUCCUCAAGAACAUAUCAUACAUCAUCAUUGCUCUUGUCACGGAGAAAGGGGGCCAUCAUUUGGACUUGAGAUCUGCAACGAAGGAUGAUCCAGACUGGCUUGUAGAACAAAGGAGGCUGGAAGUUGAGAUCAUACAUGGAUGGAUAGAUCAGUAUAACAAGGAUAUUUCACAGAUGUAG
This is a messenger RNA of Hordeum vulgare subsp. vulgare (domesticated barley), 723 nucleotides long. RefSeq names its product lysosomal Pro-X carboxypeptidase-like. Gene Ontology annotation, molecular function: serine-type exopeptidase activity. The transcript is spliced from 6 exons. The record is from RefSeq and is a predicted model, not a curated record. Lineage: Eukaryota; Viridiplantae; Streptophyta; Magnoliopsida; Poales; Poaceae. The coding region runs from base 1 to 723 and encodes 240 amino acids. Gene Ontology annotation, biological process: proteolysis.